AUGGGGGAGAGUUGGCCUUUGGAUAAAGGCCACGUGGAUAAAGGCCACGUGGAUAAAGACCACGUGGAUAAAGGCCACGUGGAUAAAGACCACGUGGAUAAAGGCCACGUGGAUAAUGGCCACGUGAAUAAAGGCCACGUGGAUAAUGGCCACGUGGAUAAAGGCAACGUGGAUAAAGGCCACGUGGAUAAAGGCCACCUGGAUAAGGGCCACGUGGAUAAUGGCCACCUGGAUAAAGGCCACGUGGAUAAAGGCAAUGUGGAUAAAGGCCACCUGGAUAAUGGGCACUUGGAUAAAAGCCACGUGGAUAAAGGCCACCUGGAUAAAGGCCACCUGGAUAAUGACCACGUGGAUAAAGGCCACCUGGAUAAUGGCCACCUGGAUAAAGGUCACAUGCAUAAAGACCACGUGGAUAUAGGCAAUGUGGAUAAAGGCCACCUGGAUAAUGGGCACCUGGAGAAAGACCACCUGGAUAAAGGCCACCUGGAUAAUGGCCACCUGGAUAAAGGCCACCUGGAUAAAGACCACCUUGAUAAAGGCCACCCUGAUAAAAGCCACCUGGAUAAAGGCCACCUGGAUAAAGGCCACCUGGAUAAAGACCACCUGGAUAAAGGCCGCCUGGAUAAAGACCACCUGGAUAAAGGCCACCUGGAUAAAGGCCACCUGGAUAAAGGCCGCCUGUAUAAAGGCCACCUGGAUAAAGACCACCUGGAUAAAGGCCACCCUGAUAAAAGCCACCUGGAUAGAGGCCACCUGGAUAAAGACCACCUGGAUAAAGCCCGCCUGUAUAAAGGCCACCUGGAUAAAGGCCACCUGGAUAAAGACCACCUGGAUGAAGGCCACCUGGAUAAAGGCCGCCUGUAUAAAGGCCACCUGGAUAAAGGCCACCUGGAUAAAUGCCACCUGGAUAAAGACCACCAGGAUAAAGGCCACCUGGAUAAAAACCACCUGGAUAAAGGCCGCCUGGAUAAAGACCACCUGGAUAAAGGCCACCUGGAUAAAGGCCACCUGGAUAAAGGCCACCUGGAUAAAAACCACCUGGAUAAAGGCCGCCUGGAUAAAGACCACCUGGAUAAAGGCCACCUGGAUAAAGACCACCUGGAUAAAGACCACCUGGAUAAAAACCACCUGGAUAAAGGCCGCCUGUAUAAAGGCCACCUGGAUAAAGGCCACCUGGAUAAAGACCACCUAGAUAAAGACCACCUGGAUAAAAACCACCUGGAUAAAGGCCGCCUGGAUAAAGACCACCUGGAUAAAGGCCACCUGGAUAAAGGCCACCUGGAUAAAGACCACCUGGAUAAAGGCCACCCUGAUAAAAGCCACCUGGAUAAAGGCCACCUGGAUAAAGACCACCUGGAUAAAGGCCGCCUGUAUAAAGGCCACCUGGAUAAAGGCCACCUGGAUAAAGGCCACCUGGAUAAAGACCACCUGGAUAAAGGCCACCUGGAUAAAAAACACCUGGAUAAAGGCCGCCUGGAUAAAGGCCGCCUGGAUAAAGGCCACCUGGAUAAAGGCCACCUGGAUAAAGGCCACCUGGAUAAAGACCACCUGGAUAAAAGGCCACGUUAA
This is a messenger RNA of Procambarus clarkii (red swamp crayfish), 1569 nucleotides long. Lineage: Eukaryota; Metazoa; Arthropoda; Malacostraca; Decapoda; Cambaridae. The record is from RefSeq and is a predicted model, not a curated record.